Messenger RNA from Lotus japonicus, 753 nucleotides. RefSeq lists its product as uncharacterized. The record is from RefSeq and is a predicted model, not a curated record. Bases 1 to 753 code for a protein of 250 amino acids. The transcript has a single exon. NCBI's taxonomy places the organism in Eukaryota, Viridiplantae, Streptophyta, Magnoliopsida, Fabales, Fabaceae.
AUGGGGGAAUGGCAUGAGGGUUCAUGGGAAUGGAAGCUGUGCUGGAACAGAAAUUUGUUAGAGAGGGAGCAGGUCAGAUUAAUUGAACUCCAAAGAUGUUUGGCUGGCUUUUCACCAAAGGUGGGGGUUCCAGAUAGAUGGAUAUGGAUUAAGGAGGGUUCUGGUACUUUUUCGGUAUCUUCUGCUUAUGAAUUUCUGUCUGGCUUCUCAGUUGGAUCCUACGAAGGCAUAUUCGAGUUACUAUGGGCCUCCAAGGCCCCGUCAAAUUCAAUAGCUUUAGCCUGGAAAGUGCUCAACAAGAUUCAGACGAAAGACGAACUAAGAAAAAGGAAUGCGCUUCCAGCUAUUGUUGAUGUUUCUUGCGUUGUGUGCUUAAAUGCAGAGGAAUCAAUCGCUCAUCUAUUUUUCAGUUGCCCGUCGAGCUGGUAUGUUUGGAGCGGAAUUUUACGAUGGAUUGGCUCAAUUGGGGUGCUGCCAUGUGAUGGAAAAUUUCAUUUUAUUCAGUUUUUGAACAAUUGUUCGGGGAAUAAAUUGUGGAAGAGAGUCCUUUCUCUGAUCUGGAUAGCUACGGUUGGAGUGAUUUGGAACACUCGUAAUGGUAUAAUAUUUAAUGAAGAGGAGGUUGAUUGGAAUAGGCUUCUUGAUUUAAUCCAAUACAAGGUGUGGUUAUGGAUAAAAGCAAAGGAUGUCAAUUUCAGCUAUUCCUUGAUCGAAUGGAUUUCAAAUCCUGUUUCUUGUGCUGAUGUCUUGUAA